Molecule: messenger RNA, 2064 nt
Organism: Closterium sp. NIES-65
Lineage: Eukaryota; Viridiplantae; Streptophyta; Zygnematophyceae; Desmidiales; Closteriaceae
Source: the annotation of a GenBank genome assembly
AUGGCGGACGCGUUUAGCUCUUCCAGCGAUGACGGGGUGCCGUUGACCAAGCUGGAGAUUGCCAUGCAUCUCACCUGCUUCUCCUACACCCCCCAAUCACAGACUAACGCCCGCUGUCCUCCUUCCCACAUCCUUCUCAUCAACGCACUGUUCCCCGCCCGUCCUCCUCAGCUCCGCUCCGCACCUGCUUCUCCCGUACUCGCUUCCGGCCCACAUGUUCGCGCGCGCCCUUACAGCACUCCCUCCCACAUCCCUCUCAUAAGCUACUGCCAUUUUUCCUCUUUACCCUCCCCUCCCCCUCCCCCCCAGCUCUGCACCACACCUGCUAUGUCUGGCCCAUUGCGCGGACUCCCCCCUCCCCUCCAUUGCGCGUACUCGCCACCACACCCACAGCGCAAGUCGCACUAUUCACCACAGAACGAUCCCCUUUUAACCCAUACCCACUCCUCCCUCCCCACCCCCCCCCCCCCUCUCUCCCCUACCACACGUCCGGACGCCUCCGAGCACUGCACCUGCUUCUCUUACACACACCUACGGUACGGUACGGUGGCUGUGCACUGCUCCCACCCAACAUCUGUCCCUUCUCUCCCCUUCCCACCUCCCCCAACCCGUCCCCCGCCUUACCACCUGCUUCUCCCGCUCCGGCUCCUGGCCCAUGAAAUCCCACCCCCUAAACCACGGGCGCACUGUUGGCGGAGAACCUGCGAACAGCUGAGCGCACUUCUCGCCAAGGCUGCACCUUCCUUCGCUUCACCACCCAUUACCCUCCACCCUCCGGCCCUCCCCCCCUCCACCCCCUCCUCUUCCGUCCCCCCUCCACCUAUCCCUCCACCAGCUCCGCCCCUCGCCAACACCAACCUUUGGCUCACCGACUUCGCACUCCUACAACACCCUCCGCACCUGCUUCCCCUGCACCUGCUGAUGCCCCACCGACUCCCACCCCUACAACUCGGGCGCACUGCUCACCCCCCAGAGGUUGCAGGCGAAGGCUGGACCCAUCUGGGCGAGGCUGGACCCAUCUGGGCGAGGCUGGACCCAUCUGGGCGAGGCUGGACCCAUCUGGGCGAGGCUGGACCCUUCUGGGCGAGGCUGGACCCUUCUGGUCGAGGCUGGACUGCUCGGUGCCCCUUAAGGUUGGAUGCGCAGAAGGAGGAGGUGCGUUUCCACGUGUGCGCCAUGUCAGCAGCCAACCCAUACCAGGUUGACACAUGUCUGGAUGACGGAGCGGGCGGCUGCAACUGUCUGUGUCCGCCGGGCUUUGUGACGGGCAAACAACCAGAUGAAACCCCUAUUUGUGUGCCGGGUAGACCUGCCGUGUGGGAGGCUGCAUGGGUGAGAGUACGGGUGAUCAAGGCAUGUGUGAGAGCAUGGGUGAUCAAGGCAUGUGUGAGAGCAUGGGUGAUCAAGGCAUGUGUGAGAGCAUGGGUGAUCAAGGCAUGUGUGAGAGCAUGGGUGAUCAAGGCAUGUGUGAGAGCAGGGGUGAUCAAGGCAUGUGUGAGAGCAUGGGUGAUCAAGGCAUGUGUGAGAGCAUGGGUGAUCAAGGAAUGUGUGAGAGCAUGGGUGAUCAAGGCAUGUGUGAGAGCGGGGGUGAUCAAGGCAUGUGUGAGAGCAUGGGUGAUCAGGGAAUGUGUGAGAGCAUGGGUGAUCAAGGCAUGUGCGAGAGCAUGGGUGAUCAAGGAAUGUGUGAGAGCAUGGGUGAUCAAGGCAUGUGUGAGAGCAUGGGUGAUCAAGGAAUGUGUGAGAGCAUGGGUGAUCAAGGCAUGUGUGAGAGCAUGGGUGAUCAAGGCAUGUGUGAGAGCAUGGGUGAUCAAGGAAUGUGUGAGAGCAUGGGUGAUCAAGGCAUGUGUGAGAGCAUGGGUGAUCAAGGCAUGUGUGAGAGCAUGGGUGAUCAAGGCAUGUGUGAGAGCAUGGGUGAUCAAGGCAUGUGUGAGAGCAUGGGUGAUCAAGGCAUGUGUGAGAGCAUGGGGAUCAACUGCUACGUGUGACAGCAGAUGCUGCUGGGCCAGCAGGUGUGUGUACGCGGUGGGAAAUCAAGUAUGCUACUCGGAACUUCUCGAUGCGUGA